Rosa rugosa (rugosa rose) is the source of this 991-nucleotide messenger RNA. RefSeq lists its product as uncharacterized. The record is from RefSeq and is a predicted model, not a curated record. The transcript has 2 exons. The coding region runs from base 63 to 614 and encodes 183 amino acids. NCBI's taxonomy places the organism in Eukaryota, Viridiplantae, Streptophyta, Magnoliopsida, Rosales, Rosaceae.
GUAUAUAUAAAUUUUGAAAUCCCGAAAACCCAAAAUCCAAAACCUUCGGCCGCUUAACUGCCAUGGCUGAAUCUCCUAUACCAGAAAUUCCGAUUAUUCCCGAAAGCCGGAAAAGAAAGUACACCGACGACGGCGACGAGGCAGCACUGUCGGGGCACCUAAAACGCAUCGUUUUAUCACUAAGCAAGCCGUCGACUCUGCUCGGCAUCGGCGCCUCAAAACCUAGGGCGGUGCACCGCGCCAAGCUCGAAAAGCUUCUCCGGAAGCUCGUGAUUCACCACAACUGGGUCGAGGCCAGCGGCGUCCUCAGCGUGUUGCUCGGCGGCGGAGCCAGCGACAGGUCGCUGGCGAACAACCGCUUCAUGUAUUGGGUUUUGCUGGAAAUGGUGGAGCGGUUGUCUGAGAUGGAAAAGGAGGAGCGUUUGCCUGGUAAUUACUCCAAGGAGGUGUGGAUUAAGAAUGUGUUUGAAGCUUGGGAGAAGAAGAAUGAUAAGAUGAAGGCAGAGUUAGAAGAGGUAUGGAGUAUUUGCAUUGUGUUUUACUUAUGCACAUGGUUUCGGCAUUUGUUCAGCCAUGAAGUUUUUUGCUUUUGUGCAGUACAUACAUGCUGUUGAACUUGAGCGCAUCUCGCUCUCGCUUGCAAAAGGGAAUCUUAUGGAGGCUGAAGCCGGUGCUUUCGGGUAAGGUUGUUAUUUUUGGGUUCGACUAGUUGCAAAAAUUUGCUACUGUAAUGGUUUACUGUGCUUGACUGAGGAAUUGAAUCAGAAUACCCUGCUUUCGUAAUGUAGAAGUCUAAUGUAGCCGGAACAUUUUAGAAAUCUAUUUUGUUUCUGUUUCAUUAUUGCUAGAGUAGUUUGGUGUCUUGUUCUGAUUCUUAACUUAAAGCUUGCUUCUUUUUUGUUUUGCAAGCCGGUUAAGUACUGUUCCAAAUCGAUUUGUCUGAGAAUGACGUUUUUAGUGUACUAUGGACCAUGUUAUAAGAAUGUAUAUG